GAUUGGCCCAAUCAACGCCCAGAGGUUCCCGUUUGUCAUUGAACCCAUCAUCGACAUCGGGCGUUCAAAACACCAAGCACCUCCUCCACCACUCUCCACUCCAGGCUAUCGCCAUUAUGAGCUGUCUCAGGAUGCGUCGCACGCAGUUCGCAAGCCAGGUGAGUGUGCUCUGAAGCUCCCCGCGUCGUCUGGCCGCCUCCGCAUGUCCGGCACCCGGCACUCUCCGCAUCGAGGCGUGUGCCAUAUUCCCACGACGUUGGCAGAGAACCCGCGCAAUGUCGAGUUGUCUCGAUGCUUUCGCGUGGUUUUCAUGGGAAUUUGCAUCGCUUCUGGGACGAUUGUACAGAUCAAUGGCUAACAGAGCUCUCGAAGAGCUUCCGCACACCUUCGCGAGCCUUCUCGUCCACACGACCUGCCGCCCGUAUUUUCGGUACCGAGGCUCUGAGGGCGAAGGAAGCCUCUGGAUUCAUUUCUCAAAAAUACCCCGUCAUCGACCACGAGUACGAUGCCAUCGUUGUUGGUGCUGGAGGAGCUGGUCUGCGAGCAGCUUUCGGUCUCGCUGAAGCAGGCUUCAACACAGCCUGCAUAUCAAAGCUUUUCCCCACUCGAUCGCAUACCGUAGCCGCACAGGGUGGUAUCAAUGCCGCGCUUGGAAACAUGCAUGAGGACGACUGGAGAUGGCACAUGUACGACACCGUCAAGGGUUCAGAUUGGCUGGGUGACCAGGAUGCUAUUCACUACAUGACAAGAGAAGCCCCGCAGUCCGUUAUUGAGCUUGAGAACUACGGCUGCCCCUUCUCAAGAACUGAUGAAGGCAAAAUUUACCAGCGCGCUUUCGGUGGUCAAUCUCAGAAGUACGGCAAGGGUGGACAGGCUUACCGAUGCUGCGCUGCUGCUGACAGAACCGGUCACGCUCUUCUGCACACGCUCUAUGGACAAUCUCUGCGACACAACACCAAGUACUUUAUCGAGUACUUUGCCACUGAUCUGAUUAUGGAAGAUGGCGUCUGCAAGGGUGUUGUUGCGUACAACCAAGAGGACGGAACGAUCCACAGGUUCAUUGCGAAGAACACCGUCUUGGCCACUGGAGGUUACGGACGUGCUUACUUCAGCUGCACAUCCGCCCACACUUGCACUGGUGACGGUAUGGCGAUGGUCGCUCGUGCAGGUCUGCCCAACCAGGAUCUCGAGUUCGUCCAAUUCCAUCCCACGGGUAUCUACGGUGCUGGAUGCUUGAUCACCGAGGGUUCCCGUGGUGAGGGUGGUUAUCUCCUCAACUCCGAAGGUGAACGAUUUAUGGAGCGAUAUGCGCCAACCGCCAAGGAUCUUGCCUCCCGCGAUGUUGUUUCCCGAUCAAUGACCCUUGAAAUCCGUGAAGGUCGUGGUGUUGGUCCCGACAAGGACCACAUCUACCUUCAACUCAGCCAUCUUCCUCCUGAGGUCCUUCACGAGCGUCUGCCUGGUAUCUCCGAGACUGCCGCCAUUUUCGCCGGUGUCGAUGUUACCAAGCAGCCCAUCCCCGUCUUGCCCACUGUCCACUACAACAUGGGUGGUAUCCCGACCAAGUACACUGGUGAGGUCAUCACACAGGAUGCGCAAGGUCAAGACCAAGUCGUCCCCGGUCUGUUCGCCUGCGGUGAGGCCGCAUCGGUAUCUGUCCACGGUGCUAACCGUCUCGGUGCCAACUCCCUUCUGGAUCUCAUCGUCUUCGGCCGUGCUGUAUCUCACACCAUUCGCGACAACUUCAGCCCAGGCCAGAAGGCUGACCCCAUCGCUGCCGAUGCUGGUGCCGACUCCAUCGCCGUUAUCGACAAGGUCCGCACCGCCGAUGGCUCCAAAUCGACUGCCGAGAUCCGCCUGGCCAUGCAGAAGGUCAUGCAGACUGACGUCGCCGUCUUCCGAACUCAGGAAUCGCUCGACGAGGGUGUCAAGAAGAUGCACGAGGUUGACAACACUUUUGCAGAUGUUGGUAUCAAGGACCGCAGCAUGAUUUGGAACUCUGACCUCGUCGAGACCCUCGAAUUGAGGAACUUGCUUACUUGCGCUGUUCAAACCGCUGAAUCGGCUGCCAACCGCCAGGAAUCAAGAGGUGCACACGCUCGUGAGGAUUUCCCUGACCGUGACGACGAGAAAUGGAUGAAACACACACUGUCAUGGCAGAAGCAGCCGCACGGCAAGACCGAGUUGGGCUACAGGAAGGUCGUUGGCACAACACUGGACGAGAACGAGUGCAAGGCUGUACCGCCAUUCAAGCGUACAUACUAGAGAGUGCGGAGAGUAUGGGAGUUGGAAAAAGUGGUGGUUCUGCCUUGUAUUCUAUGUAUA
This is a messenger RNA of Dothidotthia symphoricarpi CBS 119687, 2325 nucleotides long. RefSeq names its product succinate dehydrogenase flavo protein-like protein subunit. NCBI's taxonomy places the organism in Eukaryota, Fungi, Ascomycota, Dothideomycetes, Pleosporales, Dothidotthiaceae. Gene Ontology annotation, biological process: tricarboxylic acid cycle; mitochondrial electron transport, succinate to ubiquinone. The record is from RefSeq and is a predicted model, not a curated record. Bases 292 to 2265 code for a protein of 657 amino acids. Gene Ontology annotation, molecular function: succinate dehydrogenase (quinone) activity; electron transfer activity; flavin adenine dinucleotide binding. The transcript is spliced from 4 exons.